UGUGGUGACAGUCAUCUGUACUUAGAGUUAGACUUUAAGAGAGGAAAAAAGAUGACAUCAGCUGAGUAUGUUUACGAGGACGUAAAGUUUGAAGUUACUGAUAAAAUGAAGGAAGAUUUUGACAAUUAUGGUUACAUAAUGGUCAGAAAACUUCUUGAUAGUACUGAGCUACAAAAGGUGAAAGAGGUGCUUGAAGACAACAAAGAAAUUACCAAGCAUUCUUAUGGUAUUUCUGAUGGAUCGGGUAGGGAAUGCAAGAUGGCACUGUGGAGCCAUCCAGGAAGUGAUGUCACAGGAAUGGUGGGAAGGUGUGAGAAAAUUGUUAAUACCAGUGAAAAGUUACUUGAAGGGGAAGUGUAUCAUUAUCAUACCAAACUUAUGAUGAAAGAAGCAAAAACAGGAGGAAGUCACCUGUGGCAUCAGGACUAUGGAUACUGGUACAAGAAUGGUUGUCUGUUCCCAGACCUGUUAACUGUUUUCAUUGCAAUAGAUAAGUGCAACAAAGCAAAUGGCUGCUUACAGAUCCUGAGAGGUUCUCACAAAUGUGGAAGAAUUGAACACUUGAUGGUCGCUGGCCAGACAGGGGCAGAUGUAGAGAGAGUGAGAGAAAUUGAAAAAGUGUGUCCCAUGGAGUUUGUGGAAAUGGAACCUGGUGAUGCACUGUUUUUUCACAGUAAUUUGUUACAUACCAGUGGCCCUAAUAACAGUGAGUUGAGGAGAUGGGCAUUUCUUGUGGCAUACAAUACCAAGGCCAAUAACCCUGUCAUUCCUCAUCAUCAUCCACAGUACACUCCCCUGGAAAAGGUUCCAAAUUCUGCUAUAAGAGAUUGCACCAACGUGACAGACAUGACUGGGAAGGAAUUUUUGAACCCAUCUGUAGAUAAGACUGUCAAACUAGAUAAAAAGGCUGGAUAAGUCAAAUUCACUUCUACAAAAUGGACAGAAAUCUUAUCAAUUGAAUUGUAAUAUGCUUCAAUAUAGCAUGCAUAAUUUGUUAAUAUAAGGUUUAUACAUUGUACAUAUUCCAUAAUGGCAAUGCAAAUAUUUUUAUCAUGUGUUCUCACUUUCAUUCAUUUAUUACAACCUUUCAUAACAAGAGGGAACAUUUUUCUGUGUAUAUUUAACAAAACAUGUUUUAAUUGUCCUUGCUCAGUGAUUUAUUAAUAUCUCAUAUUCAUAUAACUGGAAAGACCCCCCCCCCCCCCCCCCCCCGCCUCCGCAACUGACAAAUGUGCCAUAUAUAAUAUGAAAGAAUGUUAGUCUUUUCAGCAAUAUUGCAGCAAUUCCAAAGUGACAAUAAAAUUAUCUUAAUUACA
Molecule: messenger RNA, 1316 nt
Organism: Saccostrea echinata
Lineage: Eukaryota; Metazoa; Mollusca; Bivalvia; Ostreida; Ostreidae
Product: methylphosphonate hydroxylase-like
Exons: 10
Coding region: 52-915 (287 amino acids)
Source: RefSeq, a predicted model, not a curated record